AUGUCUGGUUCACGAAUCACCAUCACUGACAAUUGGAUUAUCAGUUUGCUGGACGUUUUGGAUUUCUUCUGUCGACGUCUUCUGCUGGUAUCCCGGUGCGCUAGCUGUUUCCCUUUCGUCCGAGAGUCUGGAUGAGUUGUUUUUCUUGAGAUCUAACGUAACGAGUCUUAUCGGUAUUUCUAUUUGGCCAGAUGGUAAUAAGUCUUCUAAGUUUCAUCGAGUUCGAGGGCAAAGUUUUUCAUCAAAAUUGAUCGGAUUUCAAGAGAUCGCAAAGUUCCACUUACAGGGUUUACCGAUAAUCAGAACGUCGUGUGUAUUGUCUAUUCCGGUUCCAGGGUUCCGGCCUUACAGAGCUUGGGAUUAGAUAUUUUUCAGAGCUGCUUGCUGAAUGGCGUCAGUAUUGAUAUUCAGUGGAUUGCGCCAGAGAUCUCAUAGUGCUGACGAUCACAUAAGCAAGUUUGCCGAUCAUGAUGACUACGCUAUCAACGACAUAGUUUUCAAUGCCCUGGACGACCUGUGGGGUCUGCAUACCUGCGAUGGGUUCGCUUGCCCUUUUAACGCAAAAGUUCAGUGCUUCAAUUCCAGAUUUUGUUAACCCGGUUUGAGCGGCGUCAAGGCAUUUUCCCACGAUUGGCGUCAAAAUAACAGCUGGCUGUUUCCCCCGGUUUACCUAGGCUGUAAGGUUAUCAAGCACAUGAAGCUUUACCGUGCCAAGGGAUCUCUCAUCGUUCCAGUUUGGAAGUCGGCCCAUUUCUGGCCACUGAUUUGUUCUGAUGGGGUCCCCUGGAGUAACUUCAUUCAUGAUUGGGUUACUCUGCCUAAUUUCCCGAAUUUAUUCAUUGCAUAUAAAGCCUUGAUUUCUAUUUUUGGGUGUAUGCCUCUGUCGUUUCUUUCAGUGGCUCUGGGUAUAGACUUUAGCAUGCCUUUUAGUGUAGGUUUCGAGUCUUCGCAGGUCACCUUAAUCGUUCCUGGAGAGUUUUGGGCCAGUUCAACUAUUUUUUUCUAUGAAUUUAUUUUUUGUUGAUUUAUUCAAGCGAGUAUAUUUUUCCCGGUUUACAUCCUUUUUUUUCCUUGAGGGGACCUUGUUCACUGGGGUAUUUACGUUAUGUCAUACUAUUUGUUAAUGGUCAUACGUUGCCCUAGAUGGGCGCCCUCGAUGGGUUUGUUAUUAGGCCCUUGAUAUAUAAAUAUAUGCUUGAUGAAGCUGUUGGAAUUUAACAUUUUUGAGCUAUUUUGAAAAAAUAGCUCAUAUGUCAGUGGUGUGAGCGUAUGUAUCUUUGUGGCUUUGUAACUUUGUAUGUUCGGAUGUUUGUUGCAAGAGCCAAUAAGGUUGAAGGUACUAUUAGUUGAUGCUUAGGAACCAAUGAGAUCUUAGUAUCUACUUAAACAUGACAUUGGUAAAGGUCGAACAAGGGCACUUUGAGACCGCCAUCUUGAUUCUUCACAAUUUUUUCGUCUUUUAUUACGGCUACAGGUGUUUGGAAGAAUUACAUUAAAUAUCUUCAUGAUUCAAACGCUGUGUACAGUGAUGCAGCAGGUUAAAGGGUUCAUAUUUUAGUAUGGAUGCUGCUUCAAGGCAUUUCUGACCUAAUUCGGCUAUCGGUACAACGCACGUCAGUAUGAGUUCUGUUUCACCCGCUACAACAGGGUAGAGUAUAAAAGAUCAUAUAUUUUCAAAGCUCUUCCAAUGAAGCAAUAAUUGAUAUUUAGAUAUGGACUUUAAUUCGAAAGUAUGCGCCCUAUAAACUGUGGUUUUAGAAGUUUAAAAAGGCAGCUUAUUUUUGUGAAAGCUGUACCAAGUAUUGUUAAUCCUGUAAACAAGCUUUAAAAAUAUCAUUCUCUCGCUUACAAAGUUCAACAGACCUUUUUCGUCCUGGCAAAACAAAAAAAAAAGAAUAAUAAGUGAACAACAUAACACAUCCUUCCUGCAUACUAAGUAUUAUAGUUUCUGAAACCUAUUUUAUUUAGUAAAGAUGAGUAACUUAAGUAGAAACAGUAGCGUUAGGGAAUAAAAUUGGAAGAAGCUAGUUGACACAAAAUUAGAUACUGUUGUAUUGAGUAGAGUAACAUGAUACAAGUAGAAAUAUAUUUCGGCAGUUUGAUAAUUUUCUUGGUAGUUAAUAAAUGUUAGGCUAUCAACCUUGACGUUGCAUGAAACAUAAUUUAAUUGCAGGUGUUGUAAUAAAGCCGAGGUGAUUUCUUAAAAUCGCUUGAGAAAAUUCUGUAGUGAAACAAUUUGCCUUUUUUUACGUACGAAUUGUAAAAGGGCCAAAGACCAACAUUUUCACGUGGAAAUUGUGUGCAUGAGUUAUUUUUAUAAUUCUGUUUACUAGAUUACUGUGUGAUAACUCGAAUUCCCUCACGUACGAACCACGAAAGGGAGCAAAGUCCAACACUUUCACGUGCCAGCUGUGUGACUGUACAUCUCAUGCAGAUUGGCUUUUCACAAUGAUAAAUAGUAACUUGAACGUAUGAAGACCUGUUUCGUUUUGUAACCAAUGCCUUAAAAGAGGCUCUUGUCUUUUAAGAAGCAAUAGCUUUUAAAACAUGAAGAAAUAAGUUGUCAGAGUCAAAGACUGUUUCACUGAGUAAAAUCGCACGUGAAAACCUCGUCCAUUAUGAUGAUGCAACCAUCUACCACAAUGAGAAAAAUCCUGGUAUUUCGUAACUAUUCAGUAUUCGAUGAGUCACAUUUUGGCUUAAGAAACUCCGCGGAAACCUUAGAGUUUUCCUUCUAAUCAACGUUUGGUGAGUAGAAAUUUAUUUUACUUCAACAAUUUGUUUAACUUGCACCAGAUGUAACAGGGAAAGACAGAGGAAAGUGAAUAUAUAGGUUGAGGAUCGACUCAGCUGAGCGUUUCGCGUUUUCAUUUAUGUAGCGCAAUACCCAAUUUGGCACAAAAACCAAAUCUUCAUUUAGGAUGAAAAAGGUAGAUUCAUCACUCUUGGUAAGGUUACACCGAAGUAUUAUAGUUACACUGAAGCAUUCAAAAUAGCUCAUGCACGUUUAACGUGCCUAUGUUAUAUUGUUCGUGACUGUGGAGAUUGGUUUAUUUACCCUAGCUGGGUUCUAUUUGCUUUUCGUCGCCCCUGUUAGGCUGAAUGUUAUCACGGUAGAGUUUUCCCUCACUCUUUUCCGCGUAGGGGUAAGGCCUGUUCGUCGGGGGAUCCCGUUUAGUUCUUCUAAUGACCGUUUUAUGGACCUUUUUUGUUCUAUGUACUGUUCCCCAUUUUCUCUGAAAUGUUCCUUCGUGUUAUGGAGUUGAUGCUGUCGACUUCUUUUCGUCUGAUCACCUGUUCCUCCCUUUUUAUCCUUAGAUAUCUUCUCCGUUUUUUGGUCUUCAGAAAGCUCCGACGAUUCCCAAGUCAUCAAGCUGAAGGAGGGACUUACGCUUACCGUCCUCGCUUCAAAGGCGUCUGGGACAUCGGGAAACUACCCAAGGGCCUUCAACAGAUGGAGGAAGUUGUGUUCUUGGGCCUCCCUGAUUUUUCUGUCCGCCCUUUGGACGGCGCCCUAUACUUGCAGUUUCUUCUAGAGUCAUCUAACUCAGUGUCUGCCAUUAAUUGCGCGUUUUACGCUUUCAAGUGCGUGUAUAAGGUCGCGGGCUUAGAAUCUCCUACCCUUCAUCCCACCAUCAUUGCUGCGAAGAAGGGAGCUCUUCGCUUUGUUAGUCAGUCAGCAUCUCAUAGGAAGGGAACUCUCCAAGUGGCCCAUCUCAAGCAACUCGCUGAUAGGGCUGACUUUGACAAUCUUUUGGAAUUAAGAAGCUUAGUUAUGCUUGUUCUUGCUUUUUCUAGUUUUCCAAGAAGUUCAGAGUUGUGUCUUAUGCGCAGUAAGAACGUUCAGUUCUCUUCAGGUUACAUUACUAUCUUUAUCGAGAAAAACAAAACUAACCAAUUAAGAGAGUGCAGGUCUGUUAUCAUCGCUGAAACCCAUUGCAGUACAUGCCCUUGUGCUCUUGUACGAGCGUACAUGAGGAAGGCACAGAUAGUCAAGAAUUCUGACGAGUUUCUUUUUCGUCCUAUUACGUCUUCGAGAAAUCAUAAGCGUUUAGUCUCGUUUAGCAAGCCUAUCAGUUACUCGGUUUACAGGGAUUCAUUUAAAACGUCUUUUUCAGAUAUUGUGCCUAACAUUUCCAAUUUUAGUACCCAUUCCGCGAGAUCUGGAUCAGCUACUUUGGCCGCCAAUUCAGGUGUUUGUGAAGAGAAUAUUCAGCGUCACGAUCGCUGGGCUUCCGUAGAAGUUAAAAAUAUUUACGUUUAA
Porites lobata is the source of this 4264-nucleotide messenger RNA. NCBI's taxonomy places the organism in Eukaryota, Metazoa, Cnidaria, Anthozoa, Scleractinia, Poritidae. The record is from the annotation of a GenBank genome assembly.